AGAAUUCCAAUUGAAGGGCCAACAGUUUGAAGAUCUUUUCUCCUCCUCUCCCUCUGUCUCUCUCUUCAACUCUCCUCCAUACAUGAUAAGGAUGAGUUGGACCAGAUUGCUAAUUAUAAAUAUUAUUAUUUUAUUAUCAUUUCAAUCGCUAAUAGUUAAUGGUCAAGUUGAGUUUGCAGUAGCUCCUUCUAAUAUCACUGUUAAUGAGACAGAUGGAGCAUCUUUUGUUUUAUUGUUAUCUUCCGAAGACCUCAUGAUGUCAAAUGAUGACAUCAUAACUAUUAAUAUAAUAACUAGUGGAGGGGCAUUAAAUGGAACUGAUUAUCUGAUACCAUCAUCCCUCACCAUCAAUACCACUGAUCCUACUGUGACAGUAUUCAAUAUAACAGUCUCCAUUAUUAAUGACAAUAUCACCGAAUAUGAUGAGUCAGCAGUUAUAAUGUUUGAAUCUCCAAAUGUGACAUUCACUCCGUCAAAUGUGUCGUUUACCAUAUUAGAGAAUGAUGCUAUUGCUGUAUUCAUUAAUAACACUGAUAUGACACUAAAUGAAGGAGAUGAGAUCAUUCUGUGUGCUAGUACCGAUGGACCCCACUCUACAUCAUUUAAUGUAACAGCUACUGCUAGCAGCACUGAUGAUAUUAAUCCUUCAACUGAUAUUUUAUUAUUUGAACCUGGCGACACUAUGAAAUGUACCUCAUUUAUGAUUAUUGAUAAUGAUAUGCCUGAGGGGGAGGAGUCUGUCACUAUUGGGUGGAGCCUGUCACCGGCCACACCCAAUGUGAUACUAAUGGACCCCAUCACAUCAACCAUCACCAUACCUUCUCAGUUAAUAGUAUCAGUGUUAAAUGAUUCUAUGAUAUCAGUGGCUGAAGGAUCAGUUGUUAAGAUAUGUUUGAUGAUGAAUGGAAUGAGCGGAGUCAUUGGUGUUAAUGUUAGCUAUUUUAUUUUUGGAGAUGCAGAUGAUUAUUCUGGUCUAGCAUCAUCAGGAAAUAUUAUUAUCACUACUGAUUUAUCCUGCAUCACAAUAAAUAUUACAAAUGAUAGUGUCAUUGAGAAUAAUGAAUCAAUAAGUGUUCAGUUUCAAUCAGUAACUGGAGCUACGCUGUCUUCUACUAAUAAUACAAUAGAGAUCAAUAUAAUGGAUAAUACUGCUGUAUCAGUGUCAAUCGAUUCUUCAGUAACAGUAUAUGACAAUUCCUCAUCAGUUGAAUUAUGUGCAACAUUAAGUAAUGAUAAUAUAACCUUUAAUGGAGUUAGUCCGACACUUUCAGCCACUCCUGGAGGAAAUGCUACCUUAGAUGUGGAUUAUAGCUUUGCUUCAAUGGAUAUCAUUCCAAAUGUUCCUGGUUGUGGAUCAGUAUUAAUAUUGAAUAAUGGCACUGUUAGGGGGAAUAGACUACUGACUAUCAACUGGACAAUAAUGGCUUCACCUCAAAUCAGUGGUGACAGGAUCAGUCUUGAUACUGCAUUAACUGAUAUCAAUAUCAUUGAUACUGAUUAUGCUACUAUUGGUUUUGCUGAUACUUCAAUAACUGUACCUGAAAGUGUUGGGUCUGUUAGUGUAUUCUUAUCUAAUAUAAGUGGAGAGAUAUCAGUUCCUUUUAAUGUGUCUAUUACUGCUGAGAGACCACAUAGACAAGAAGGACUGUUCAUUUUUUCUGAUAAUUAUAAUGAUUUUAGUUGGUCGUUGUCACGGCAACCAAUAGUCGUGAAUAUUAAUGAUAAUAAUAUCAUUAAUGAAGGGAACAGAACAUUGACCCUAUCAUUAAAAAUAGUGGACAGCAACAAUUUAAACAUUAACAUUCAGAAUGGAAGAAUUACCAUAACAGUCACUGAAGAUGAUUUUCCGUCUCCUUCAUCAACUUCAAUGCCCGUGCCCACAUCCACAGAAACCCCCUCAGAAUCUUCCGCUCCAACUGGUUUCUUCAACACAAUAACAAUAGUUGGUAUUAUAGUGGGUGUGGUCGUACUGGGGCUCCUCCUACUCCUACUGCUAGUGUGUGUCAUUGCUUGUAUCAAGGUAAGGAGCAAUCGUCAGGGUUUCUAUGCAACGCAAGAGGACAAGGAAGAGGCUCCUCAAAUGCUUCGAUACUCAGCCUCUUUAAGAUCCCUACAGUCUCAGACUGUAAUGCCGGUAGACUCCAGAGAUAAAGAGAAUGAAUAUCUGGUUUAAAGAGAUUAACUAACAUUAUUAUUAUUAUUAUUAUUAUUAUUAUUAUUAUUAUUAUUAUUAAUAGUAUACGACAUUUUCUGGUGUUUUUUUGACCAUUACUAUCUUUCUUGUUUGUCUUUUUAAUCUUUUUUUAAAUUUAUGAAAGCACAAUGAUUAUCUACUUAAUUAAAUACUGAUACAUUAUUAAUUAUGCUAUGUUAUAAUUGUUAGUAAAUACAUAUACACUCAUUUUUGUGUGAUUUUAAAACAACUAUACUUAUUAUUAUAAUUUCCGUGCAACAGAUGUUUGGAUUAACAUUUUGCUAUUAGUAAAC
Molecule: messenger RNA, 2487 nt
Organism: Amphimedon queenslandica
Lineage: Eukaryota; Metazoa; Porifera; Demospongiae; Haplosclerida; Niphatidae
Exons: 13
Coding region: 83-2173 (696 amino acids)
Biological process (GO): cell communication
Cellular component (GO): membrane
Source: RefSeq, a predicted model, not a curated record